AGUAAAAAGAUUUGUUUUUUGUUAGAAAUGAACGAUGUGGAGGACUUAAGGAGCGAUCAGCCGCCUUUAUCUUUUGAAAAUGUCCCGGAAAGUAGUGGAGAGUUACAGAAACGCAUUCAAAUAGAAGAAAUUAUUUCAAAUUCCAUUAAUCAAAACAUUUCGCUUGAAGUCUUGAAAAAGUUGGCUAUAUCUUCGUUUGGGCUGGUCAACGAUAAGCUUAGAAGGAUUUUGUGGCCAUGUCUUGCUGGGGUUGAUGCAAGCAGUUUAGAACGAGUUCCAACAUUGAACGCUUUUCAAAAUCAUCAUGAAUAUAAUCAGGUUGUAUUAGAUGUAAAUCGAUCUUUGAAAAGAUUUCCUCCAGGAAUACCGUAUGAGCAGCGAAUCGCACUUCAAGACCAACUUACAGUUCUUAUUCUCCGCGUAAUUAAGAAAUAUCCAAACUUGCGCUAUUAUCAGGGCUAUCAUGACGUUGCAGUUACUUUUCUCCUAGUUGCGGGAGAAGAAGUCGCCUAUGCCAUAAUGGAUAAACUUUCAACUACUCAUUUUUCAGAGUGUAUGCAAGAAACCAUGGAAGCUACACAAAAGCGAUUAAUGUUCAUAUGGCCUGUGGUCAAGUUCGAAAAUGCGGACCUUUACGAAUUUUUGCAAGCUUCUUCAGUCGGUACUUUGUUUUCUUUACCAUGGUAUUUGACUUGGUUUGGACAUAGUUUGAAUUCAUACAAAACUGUAGUUAGAUUAUAUGACUACUUUUUAGCAUCCCCGAUAUAUACACCAAUUUUUCUAACCGCUGCUAUAUUAUUACAUCGGUCCAAAGAAAUACUCAAGGAGGAUUGUGACAUGGCAGCUGUACAUUGCCUGCUAUCAAGGUUGCCUGAUGACUUACCAUUCGAAGAUCUCAUAAAAGCUUCUACUAAACUUUACGCUAAAUAUAGCUUAACCCUUUUAGAAAAUGAAGUGGAAAUACUUAUGCAUCAAGAAAGAGAAAAUCGGUUGAUGGAAGAAAAAAUGCUUUUGGAACGUCGAAAAAAGAUUACCCGUCCUGUAAUUAAACCACGAAAUUUCGAGAUAAAAAGAUGGCUUCCUAAUUUGUUGACGUCAAAAUCAGUUGUAUUGACAACAGCAGUUUCGAUUGUAGUUGGUGUUUGUGCGUAUUAUUACAAAAAUCAGUAUUUGGCGGCAGGUAUCAGCUGAGUUCCAAACGAUAUAUUUAAUGUUAGAUGCAUUUUGAAUUUUAAACCAAGACGCCCAAUAUUAUUUUCUAUUUUUAAGUUUACUUUCUAGAUCGUUCUUGUUUUUACCUUUUAUAUAAUAUACAUUUAUCUUUUAAUUUAUAAUAAAUAAAUAAAAUAUCCAGCACAGAUUGAAAUGUU
Molecule: messenger RNA, 1370 nt
Organism: Drosophila bipectinata
Lineage: Eukaryota; Metazoa; Arthropoda; Insecta; Diptera; Drosophilidae
Product: TBC1 domain family member 20
Biological process (GO): positive regulation of GTPase activity; endoplasmic reticulum to Golgi vesicle-mediated transport
Cellular component (GO): endoplasmic reticulum membrane
Molecular function (GO): GTPase activator activity
Source: RefSeq, a predicted model, not a curated record